This is a messenger RNA of Plodia interpunctella (Indianmeal moth), 2496 nucleotides long. RefSeq lists its product as uncharacterized. Gene Ontology annotation, cellular component: cytosol. The record is from RefSeq and is a predicted model, not a curated record. The transcript has 7 exons. Gene Ontology annotation, molecular function: FMN binding; flavin adenine dinucleotide binding; NADPH-hemoprotein reductase activity. Bases 82 to 1884 code for a protein of 600 amino acids. NCBI's taxonomy places the organism in Eukaryota, Metazoa, Arthropoda, Insecta, Lepidoptera, Pyralidae.
CAGCUGUUUUUGACAGUUCGGUAACCUUAACUUUUUAAUUUAAGAUUUUUACUGUGAAUCAAUAAAAAAUAUUUAUAACCCAUGUCGGAUAUAAGUAGAAUUGUUGUAUUAUAUGGAAGCCAAACAUUUACAGCCCAAGAAAUCGCUGAAAGAAUAUGGCGAUCAUUGAAAUUAUUAGGUUUUCGUGGACCAGUACAACCCAUGGAUGAUUACCCAAUUUCCCGGCUUAUUCACGAAGAAUACGCUAUAUUCGUUUGUGCCACGACAGGCCAGGGUGAUGAACCGGAUAAUAUGAAAAAGUUUUGGAAGUUUCUGCUAAGGAAAAGUCUCCCAGCCAACUCUUUAUUAAGACUCAAAUUUGGUGUUCUCGGCUUGGGAGACUCGACUUAUGCAAAGUUUAAUUUUGUUGGAAAGAAACUGCAUAAACGAUUAAUACAAUUAGGAGCUACACCACUGAUUGAUAUUGGCCUCUGUGACUAUCAGCACGACUUAGGACACGAUGCUGUAAUGAUUCCGUGGCUUAAGCAAUAUUACGCAAUCCUAGAACAAAGUCAUCCAGACAUACAGCCCGACAAAUUGGGAUCCAAAUUCAUUCCGAGAUGGAAAGUGUCUCUACUAAAAGGUGAAUUUAAAAAUAAUCAUUCCAACAACUGUAUUGAUGAUGAUAUUUACUAUGGCAAGGGUACGAGGGAUACCUAUUUGAAUGCAAUACUGUUUGAGAUUGAGAAAAAUGAAAGGACUACUAAUGAAUCACAUUUUCAGGAUGUGAGAUUGAUGACUUUUCAAACAGUACAAGAUAAAAUUUUGCAGUAUGUUCCUGGGGAUAUCUUCAACAUCAGGCCCCGGAAUAGUGAGGAAGAUGUUGAUGAUCUUUUUGGAAUAUUUGAAACACACAACAUUGAUAUAAAACCACAUUACAGAUUGCUAGUUGAAGAAUUUUAUGAAGACAUGCCCGUACCAGAAUACCUCCGUACUCCUCUAACGAUGCACGACAUAGCCUCACAAUUCUGGGACCUCAAAGCGUACCCUACUCAGUAUGUCUUCUCUCUUCUCGCGCUGGUAUCCGAGGAUAGGCUAGAAAGGGACAAGUGUAUUGAGCUCAGUACCGCUGAAGGACAAGAGGACUGGUUGAAUUACUGUAGAAGGCCGAAGAGGACCAUACUGGAGGUCCUGCACGACUUCCACAAAUCAGCAGCGACGCUCACAAUCGAAAUACUCUUCGAACUGUUCUCCUCAAUAAAACCCCGCUCCUUCUCCAUCGCCAGCAGCUGCUUGCCCAACAGUGGGCAACUGGACCUCAUAGUCGCCGUGGUCAACUAUCAGACUAAGCUAAAGAAACCUAGGCUGGGUUUAACUUCCAAUUGGCUGAAGAAUCUGAACGUCGGCGAUCGGGUUUUUGGUUGGAUCAAAAAAGGAUCUAUAAAGUUCCCUACAGACUUGAAAACUCCCAGCAUCCUGAUCGGGCCAGGCACAGGAAUUGCACCCUUCCGCAGCUUGCUACAAGAGCGAGAUUACCGUAACACGCUGGACAAAGACGUUAUUCAUUUGUUCUUCGGAUGUCGCUACAGGAAUAAGGAUUUCCACUGCAAAGAGGAGUUAGAGAAGUGGGAGAGAGAUGGAAAGGUGUCGCUGUACUGUGCUUUCUCGAGGGAUCAAGAUAAUAAAGUGUACGUCCAACACAAAAUAGUCGAAAACGCGGACCUAUUAUGGCGUCUAAUAAACUCCGAGAAAGCGUGCAUAUACAUAUCGGGGAACGCGAAAAACAUGCCAGAUAACGUACGCGACGCGUUUGUAGACGUGUUCGCGAAGGCUGGCGUGAGUGACGCUAGACAGAUGGUGAAGGAUUUGGAAAGGGACGGGAGAUUACAGGUGGAAGCUUGGUAGAUAGACUGAAAGAGACAGAUAAAUGUUUACAAGCGCACAGAAAUAAAUUUCGAAUUAAGUGAUGCACUAGAAGCAGUGUAACUUAAAGAAAUAUUACAAAACAGUUUUCCGAAAGUCAUUUUUUUAGGUCUUGUGGAAAACUAGCUGUUUCCCGCGGAAAUAGUUAUUUACCCUAUGUCAUUUUCUAUACUUCAAACUACAUUUAGCGAAAUUUCAAGAAGAUUGGUUGAACAGAUAGAGCGGGAAGAGGUAACAAAUAAACUUACUUUCGCAUUUAUAAUAUUAGUUAGGAUAUGGUUAUUGGAAAAUAGAUACGCCAUGAGAAAUCAAAUGAUCAUGACAGAUGAUUUAUCUAAUGCUCGUGAUAGAUAACUCGAAUAAAGUCGAUAUUUAUUUUAUUGUAGUAAUUCCGGGUCAUAUUUUAAAUUAUAAUCCAUUGUAACACUUUUGGAGGUUAUAUUUUGAAAAUUAAGUUUGAUAAUUACUACCAUAAUAAAAAAACUUGAGAUAAAUGUAUUUUAUGAAUGAAGCUGAGAUGACUACAAUAGUAGAAUAAAAUUAUGUAAAUGUAUUUUUUGUGUUCAAGAAAUAAAAUACGGUUAUAAAUUUUAA